UCUGGAUUGGAUAAAGAAGAAAGAUCCAGGAGUGGCAUUUUAUUUGUGUUGGAAACACCCUGUGGAUGGGACAGACGAUCCCGAGCAGGGAGGACUGGAGGAGGAGAGGACCGGACAGUGAGAUGGGAUUGCUCUGGGCGUAGCAGCGGAUUGUUUCCUGGAAACAGCAGCAUGCCGGUACAACAGAUAACUGUGCUUCCAGCAAGAGAAACAGCUAGCAAUGGCAAGAGCGCACCUCGCUCCAAAAACAAGAAUGAGGGCAGGAAGGGACCUGGGCGCUCAGGGAGUCGCUCCAGCAGCGUUUCUAAGGCUAGCAACUCUACAGCUGGAGUCACCACGGCCUCAAGGACAUCGAUAACAGCAUCUCCUCAGGACAUAUGCAGUUGUAGCCCGCUGACCCAUUUAGAGGAGGAUGUUUCUGACUCACACAAACGCAACAAACACACACCCAGUUCCUCUACCAUGACCGUCAGCGGCUCAGCUGUGAGUUCCUCGGCUCAGGCUCAGAAGAAGCGACCGAAGAGACACCACCGCCAUAAGAGAAGCAGCUGCAACACCUUUGACUGUGUGGAAUCCAAUGGCAAACCGGAGAACAGUGACCAGAGUCCCAGCUCUGAUCGAAGUGAGCAAGCAGAGAAGAGGGAGCGCUCCCACAGGAACCGUAGGGAACUCCCACCACGCCUCCGGUGCUCAGGUACCCAGCAGUCCGACUCCUCCUCUGAGGAUGAGGCGUGGCGGGAGGCCCGCAGCUGGAGCAAAGAGAAAGCACGAAGGGCACGGCAUCGCAGCCUAAACAGCCAAGAGAGGGAUGCAACAAAUGGGCAAAAUGGAGGAAAAGAGAAAGCAGAGAUGAUGGAGCUGCAGUCCAUAGAUUCAGCUGUGGGGAAAGAGAAUCAGCCUCUGGUGGAGGACAGCGGUGGCCUCAAAAAGCGCCACAGCACCAGGAGCUCUAAGAAGAGGGACAGCCGUGUUUCACAGAGGGAGAGAUCGCAGAGCAGAGAAGCGGAGAAGAUUAGCUCCAAGUUACAGAACCAGAGAGGCAGCUCCUUAAUGGCAGAGGAUGGCGAGGAGCUCAUCACCAAGAAAUACCAGGAGCGCGGUUCAGGAGAUGGAGACAUGUCUGUGCCGACACCACAGAAACACUGUGGUGUGAACGGGGGCACACCAAGACUCAGUUGUGAUGACUCUGAGCUGGAGGUCUGCAGGAUCUGUCACUGCGAGGGGGAUGAUGAGUGUCCACUGAUCACACCGUGCCACUGCACUGGAAGCCUGAGCUUCGUCCACCAGGCCUGUCUCAACCAGUGGAUCAAAUCCUCAGACACUCGCUGCUGUGAGCUCUGCAAAUUUGACUUCAUCAUGGAAACGAAGCUCAAGCCUCUUAGCAAGUGGGAGAAGCUACACAUGCCAAAGAGCGAGAGGAGGAAGAUCUUCUGCUCCGUGUUGUUCCACCUGAUAGCAAUAGUGUGUAUGCUGUGGUCCGUCUUCAUUCUGGCCAAGAGAACCACAGAAGAGAUCAGACUCGGGAAGAACGAUGAGUUGUGGAGAGGUACUCUUCUGAAGUACUAUUCAACUGAGGGUGUGCUGGAGUGGCCCUUCUGGACCAAGCUGAUUGUGGUGGGCAUUGGCUUCACAGGUGGCCUCGUCUUCAUGUACAUCCAGGGUAAAGUCUACUUGCAGCUGUGGCGCCGCCUAAAGGCCUUCAACCGCAUCAUCACUGUGCAAAACUGCCCAGAGAAAAACCUGCACAAGCCCCAGGCCAACGGGAAGCAUGAGACCGUGGAAGUCCCUGUCCCUCAGAUCUCCAUCCCUGCUCCAGAGACACAAAUGGACUCUGACAUGUCUGUGGAGGCAGCCGUGGCACCAACACAGAGCCCCGUCUGACUUAUUAUGAAUGUAGAAUCUGCUUUUGCUCAUGCAUCCAGAGCCUUCUGCGAUUACUCCUGUCAGAUUCACGGAAACCGACGGGAGUAAAAGCUGAUCCAAGAGCAUAAAGCAGAAACUGUAUAGAUCAGAAAAGGGGACAGAAAAUUAACCAGCAGCAAACUAAAGCUGUGACUAAAUGGCAUAUUGAUGCCAUUUCAUCUGUAAGCACUUUCUAAACUUGCACUGAUACUAAUUAAAAUUGUGAAAACCCUGAAGAUGCUUUGGGUUUAAGGUCUCAGUAUGCUUCAAAUGAACCUCACACAACAGGACUCUUUAAAUCCAACUGCAUUUGAUUCAAAUGGCUCACGGAGAUGCACUUUAACUAUAAAUCUAAUCAUGUUUCAGUUUGUUUGCAAGUCAUCACAUCCAUCUUUGUGUUUGUCUUCUCCCUUAAUUCUUCCAAUUUUCACUUUAUUUUUUACAAGCUUGAACAUAUUUAUCUGAUGUGGGGUAAGACAGGUUGUU
Nothobranchius furzeri (turquoise killifish) is the source of this 2388-nucleotide messenger RNA. It is a transcript of the gene marchf1, whose product is annotated as membrane-associated ring finger (C3HC4) 1. Gene Ontology annotation, cellular component: late endosome membrane; early endosome membrane; cytoplasm. Gene Ontology annotation, biological process: protein polyubiquitination; antigen processing and presentation of peptide antigen via MHC class II; immune response. The record is from RefSeq and is a predicted model, not a curated record. Gene Ontology annotation, molecular function: zinc ion binding; MHC protein binding; ubiquitin protein ligase activity. NCBI's taxonomy places the organism in Eukaryota, Metazoa, Chordata, Actinopteri, Cyprinodontiformes, Nothobranchiidae.